GGAAGGAAUUCGGCAGCUGGGGGGGGGCAGUGAGACCGCGGGAGGAGAGCGGGGACCGGGGACAGGACACCGGACACAUGGCGGCGGCGGCGGAGGAGGGCGGCGGGGGAGCGCGGAGGGCGACCAAGAGCAGGCUGUUCGAGUUCCUGGUGCACGGAGUGCGCCCUGGGAUGCCCUCUGGGGCCCGAAUGCCUCAUCAGGGGGCUCCCAUGGGCCCCCCAGGACCCCCAUUUGGUGGAAGCCCAUCUGUCCGGCCUGGAAUUCCGCCAGCAGUGAUGGAACCAACCAGAAAGCGCUCAGCUCCACCGCAAGUUCAGCAGCAAACCACGCCCACACAGGGGCGGAGCCGAAGCGCUAAAAGGAAGAAGAUGGCGGACAAAAUCCUCCCUCAACGGAUACGAGAACUCGUUCCCGAGUCUCAGGCCUACAUGGAUCUUUUGGCGUUUGAGAGAAAAUUGGACCAAACCAUAAUGAGGAAACGUGUUGACAUCCAAGAAGCUUUAAAGAGACCAAUGAAGCAAAAACGGAAAUUACGACUUUACAUUUCUAAUACAUUUAACCCUGCAAAGCCGGAUGCUGAAGAUUCAGAUGGGAGUAUUGCAUCCUGGGAGCUGCGUGUGGAAGGGAAGCUUCUGGAUGAUCCCAGUAAGAUGAAACGGAAAUUCUCCUCAUUUUUCAAGAGUUUGGUCAUUGAGUUGGACAAAGAUUUGUACGGACCGGACAACCACUUGGUGGAGUGGCACAGGACUCCGAGCACUCAGGAGACUGAUGGCUUCCAGGUGAAGCGACCAGGAGAUGUUAGUGUCCGCUGCACCCUACUACUGAUGCUGGACUACCAGCCCCCACAGUUUAAGCUUGACCCCCGUCUUGCUCGUCUCCUGGGGAUCCAUACUCAGACGCGGGCGGUCAUCAUCCAGGCGCUCUGGCAGUAUAUAAAGACCAACAAGCUCCAGGAUUGUCACGACAAGGAGUACAUCAGCGGUGACAAGUACUUCCAGCAGAUUUUUGAUUGUCCUCGUUUAAAGUUCUCAGAGAUCCCACAGAGGCUGACGAACCUGCUGCUCCCGCCGGACCCCAUAGUCAUCAACCACAUCAUCAGUGUGGAUCCCACUGACCAAAAGAAAACUGCCUGCUAUGACAUUGACGUGGAAGUAGAAGAUCCACUAAAGGGACAGAUGAGUAGUUUUCUCUUAUCCACCGCCAACCAGCAAGAGAUCUCUGCCCUGGAUAAUAAGAUUCAUGAGACAAUUGAAUCCAUAAACCAACUGAAGAUACAACGAGACUUUAUGUUGAGCUUCUCUAGAGAUCCAAAGGGUUAUAUCCAGGACUGGCUCUUGUCCCAGAGCAGAGACCUCAAGAUCAUGACAGAUGUGGUGGGGAACCCAGAGCAGGAGAGGAGAGCCGACUUCUACCAGGAGCCUUGGUCCCAGGAGGCUGUGAGCCGCUACUUUUACUGCAAGAUUCAACAAAGACGACAAGAGCUGGAGCAGUCUCUCGGUGUCCGGAACACAUAAAGGCCUCUUCAUUCACCAACCUUGGCCGAUACGUGGCUUCUCCAUCCUUACUGCUCCCUCAUGGUACAUACACAGGACUAAACCUCAUGGCAUAGUAUUGGAUACUCCUGGUGCCGGCUCAUACGUUCCACCGUUACCCAACAUCAGGAGAUCUCUGUUCUCACGCUUUUUGUCAGAAGUGCCAAGUAAAUCUCCAUUAUUAUUGUUAUCAAUGUUACGGGAUGCAAUCGAGGACCAUGUACUGUCUGGACCAAGUUCUGUCAGGGAGCGGUCAUGCAGGGGGGGGUCCCUUACAGGCGGGGCACUUUUAGCAGUAUUAUUUUUUAUAAAGCAGCGUCAUAUACGCAUUAGGUAACGCUCAAAGCCCAGCUGUAGGUACCAAAGACGGAGUAGUUUUCUGACAGUUUCUAGACAAGAAGUGCCUGGAGCUCAGUCUGCUGGCUUAUGGGUCACCAUUGCUGAUACCCAGGAGGACUAAUAGCUGAACCUCCGUGUACAAUGUGAAUUUCUCUCUCCUGUCAGGGUCCAUGAAUGGUUUCACCUGCUAUCUAGGUACAUUUUGUGGCUCUAAGCCAUCCACGGACUCUGGGUUUGGCUGCUCACUGCUUGGAAUGGUCCAUGACUACUCCUCGUCACAUAGCCAGUUCCUGCACUAGGGAAGCCUCCAGCGUCAUCGGGGUAGGCCCGGGCCAGUAGGUAGUUGUGGGGGGUAGAUAGAUUUGUGUUCAGCACUGUAUAUUACCGUCGUAGCUGCUGUGUGUAGAGUCACAAUGUGACCGUUCAAUAAAUUCCAUUUCUACCUAA
Bufo bufo (common toad) is the source of this 2318-nucleotide messenger RNA. RefSeq names its product SWI/SNF related, matrix associated, actin dependent regulator of chromatin, subfamily d, member 3 (gene SMARCD3). Bases 78 to 1514 code for a protein of 478 amino acids. Gene Ontology annotation, biological process: regulation of transcription by RNA polymerase II. Lineage: Eukaryota; Metazoa; Chordata; Amphibia; Anura; Bufonidae. The transcript is spliced from 13 exons. The record is from RefSeq and is a predicted model, not a curated record. Gene Ontology annotation, cellular component: SWI/SNF complex; nucleus.